Cherax quadricarinatus is the source of this 1779-nucleotide messenger RNA. The record is from RefSeq and is a predicted model, not a curated record. NCBI's taxonomy places the organism in Eukaryota, Metazoa, Arthropoda, Malacostraca, Decapoda, Parastacidae.
AUGACGGAAGUGAGUUUAAUCAGUGAAAAUUUAGAACAACAACAAAGUGGCGUGAGGCGAUCAGGAGAGUUUCCUUGUUCUGGCCUCCUGCCACGAAAAGAGACUGGGGUCGUCAGCCUACUGACCAAAAACCCCACAUUUGAUGGCCGAGGUGUUGUCAUCGCUAUCUUUGAUUCGGGUGUGGAUCCUGGUGCUCCAGGACUUCAGGUAACAACAGAAGAUAAAGUAAAAGUAAUAGACAGAAUUGAUGCUUCGGGGGCAGGCGACGUCGACACAUCGACGGUGGUUGAGCCUACCGAGGGCGUCAUAUCCGGCCUUAGUGGACGCAAGCUUAAGGUUCCCGAAUCUUGGGUCAAUCCUUCAGGGAAGUACCACAUUGGUGUGAAGAGUGCAUACGCACUUUACCCUCAACGAUUACGCGAGAGAGUUGCUAGGGAGAGAAAAGAAAAAAAUUGGGAUCCGAUCCACAAAGAGUUGUUAGCAGAAGCUCAGCGGAAAGUACAGUCCAUAGAAAGUAGCAAGAGCAGCAGUAGUAGUAGCGGCAGCACAAACGGCAAUGGUAGUAGUAGUAGUAAUUUAUUUGAGAAGCUAACGAAGGAGGACGCGGAGAGUAGGGUUGCACAGCUCAACACACUCGAGAAGAAAUACAAUGACCUGGGACCAGCCUAUGAUUGUGUUGUCUAUCAUGAUGGAGAGGUUUGGAGGGCUUGUAUCGACACUUCAGAGUGUGGGGAGCUGGAGUCUGGCGUCCACUUGGGAGAAUACAGAGUCACUCACCAGUGGGCGUCCCUCACCGCUGCCGACCAGUACAACAUUUCCGUCAAUGUGCAUAAUAAUGGGAAUAUACUGGAAAUCGUUGGCAUGUGCUGUAAGUUAUGCGGCAUCUUUGGUGUUUAUCAUGCUGAUGUUUUGAUGGUUCAGUUAAGCACAUCUUGAUGUGUGUUAUGCAUGUGAAUAAGCAACAUACAAGUGCUACUCAACUCAGGAUGGUUCGACUUAAAAUAUUUCAACUCUAUGAUGCUGCAGAAACAAUUACUGUAUUUUGCGGCUUAUUACUCAUUUGUUUUCCCCCAUAAAAUGUCUCCAAAAACCACCCUGCAUCCUAUAAACUGAAGGUCAGUGAUGGGAGCUGUAAGUUUGGGGUGUGGGGUGGGCUGUAGCUUCUCAUUUACGUCCGAUGCCGAGCCAUUGAACUAAAAUAAGUCUUAUAAGCCAUAAAAUACGGUACUCUGGAGGUGAAACUUAAGAUAAUUACCCAACAUGAAGGAAACAAGUCCCUAACUUGUAUUCAUUUAUUGACUGGUAUUUAGUUACAGUAAUUAUUGGUUUAUUUACCUAUUCCUCAGUCCAGAGGGCUGAGGAAGGGUUGUUGAGGUGGUUCGGACAUGUAGAGAUAAUGGAGCGAAACAGAGUGACUUCAAGAGUGUAUCAGUCUGUAGUGGAAGGAAGGCGGGGUAGGGGUCGGCCUAGGAAAGGUUGGAGGGAGGGGGUAAAGGAGGUUUUGUGUGCGAGGGGCUUGGACUUCCAGCAGGCAUGCGUGAGCAUGUUUGAUAGGAGUGAAUGGAGACAAAUGGUUUUUAAUACUUGACGUGCUGUUGGAGUGUGAGCAAAGUAACAUUUAUGAAGGGAUUCAGGGAAACCGGCAGGCCGGACUUGAGUCCUGGAGAUGGGAAGUACAGUGCCUGCACUCUGAAGGAGGGGUGUUAAUGUUGCAGUUUAAAAACUGUAGUGUAAAGCACCCUUCUGGCAAGACAGUGAUGGAGUGAAUGAUGGUGAAAG